Selaginella moellendorffii is the source of this 933-nucleotide messenger RNA. Its product is annotated as dnaJ homolog subfamily B member 4. Lineage: Eukaryota; Viridiplantae; Streptophyta; Lycopodiopsida; Selaginellales; Selaginellaceae. Bases 1 to 933 code for a protein of 310 amino acids. The transcript has 2 exons. The record is from RefSeq and is a predicted model, not a curated record.
AUGGCUGUCAAGGCAGUAGAGCUUGCGGAGAAGUUGUUUAUGUUCCAUGACAUACCAGCGGCAAGAAGGUUAUGUGUCAAGGCCUUGCAACUCGACCCCGGCCUAGAGCGUGGCAAGCAGAUGCUAGCGGUGGUGGAAGUCCACGCUGCCGCCGAGGCUCGUCACCAUUCUCUUCUCUUGGCCCAGGUCGGGAUUGGUGAUCACGACUGGUACGCGAUCUUGCGACUGGAUCCCCGCGCCGACGAUGCCACCAUACGGACGCAGUACAAGAAGAUGGCACUGGUGCUCCACCCGGACAAGAACAGGAUGAACGGAGCGGAGGAGGCUUUCAAGCUCGUCAACGAGGCCUGGACGCUUCUCUCGGACAAGAACAAGAAGAUGAUCUAUGACAGCAUCAGGAGCUCACUCCCUUUUACUUCUAGCGGACGCUCGAGAACACUAUCCUGCUCUGUUUCCGCUGCCAGUGGACGUUUCUCGGGGUGGAUCUUUACCACCUUCCAUGGGCUUCCAGAGCAGGAAGAGGAAGGAGGUGGCGGCGGAGUGGUGGGCAGAAACGAUGAGGAGAUGGAGAGAGAGGAAGAGAAGCCAGGAGGAGUUGGGAGGAAAGAAGCCAGGGUUGAGGAAGUGAGAAGAAAUAUGGAAAAGAGAGAAGCCAGGAUUAAGCAAGAUAGGGGGGAGAAAGAAGGAGAGAACCCAGGAUUAAGCAAGAGGAAGGAACCGAGGAAAACCAGGAGAAAUCAAGAGGAGGAAAGGCAAGGAUUUAAGCAUGAGAAGAAGCAAAGGCCAAGUCUAUGGAAAGCUGUAUCUAAGCUUGGUGGCGGUGAUCGUGGUGCUGCUAGGCAGCGGCUUGCUAGCGUUCAUUCUAUAGCAAAAGGUAGUGUGCAUAUAAGCUUUGGUUACAUUCUAUUAUUGCAUGGUUACAAGAAAAAAUGA